This is a messenger RNA of Saimiri boliviensis boliviensis (Bolivian squirrel monkey), 2549 nucleotides long. RefSeq names its product inositol 1,4,5-triphosphate receptor associated 2 (gene IRAG2). The record is from RefSeq and is a predicted model, not a curated record. Lineage: Eukaryota; Metazoa; Chordata; Mammalia; Primates; Cebidae. Gene Ontology annotation, cellular component: endoplasmic reticulum membrane.
GAUGAAAGAGGCGACUCUGCAGAAAGAGGCAACUUGACAUAUCAGGACUUUAACCGCUGUAGAAAUAGCUCAGGCAUACCAAGCCCAUGCAAACACAGAAUUGCAGAAGUUCAGGAGAGGCUUAUCACUUCCCUGAGAAGAAAAACACAUUUUCAGUUUUGCCUACAUCAUAAGAGUGAGCACUCAGUUGCUUUCUUUCCUGGCCACACUGCUAGAAUCCAGUAUUAACUAUCCAUAUCCAGGUUAAGGAUCGAGAGCGAGAAGCCCACUCUGCCAGUGAAAAAGCUACGUCUUUACGGCAUAAAUUAGAGGAAGCAAUUUGGGAACAACGGAACCUUCAAACUAUAAAUACUGAGUUAUCGAACACUUGCCAGACACUUCAGCAGAAGACAAGGAAACUGAAAAAGCUUUUUAGAUGAGGAAUUUCCUCACUAUGAUUCCCUCUCCUGCAAAAAUGCAAUUCAACAGCCUCUUCAAGAAAAACUGAAGCGGUGUUGCCACAAACUGUAUGGUGGUCAAGAAGCAAGAAUACAUCAGACACCCCUGACCUUGAAACAUACAUGCUGGUAUACGCCUCUGCUGGAUGCCUUAUCUCUGGAUAGUUUUACAGCAUUUCCAACUCUGGAAUCAACACCCUUCUCAGGUGUAGCCAACCGAAUCCAUGCUUUGUGUGAAAGGCCCACAUACGGAGAAGUAAAGGACUGUGCUUUGGAUGUAACAAGACAACACAAGUGCCCAGGCCCCACAAGUGGCCCCAACCAAGGAACAAAUCUCUCAGGCUGCAUCAGGAUGAAUGAUGAGCCGAGUAUGGAAGAGAAUGGUGUUGAACGCGUGUGUUCUGAGAGCCUGCUGCAGUCCAGGGAACAUUCAUCACUACCGUUACCCAGACCCACUUCAUCGACAGACAGUACUAUAACUUCAAGUGAUCCUGGAUUAGAAAUUCUGAAUAUGGCUACUUGUGACCUUGACAGUAAGAAAGAGGAGGAUACAAGAUCAGCUUCUCCGAUGAUAAAGGCCCAAGGCACAAGUCCAGCUCAUGAUAUUACUGCAUUCCAAGACUCUACGAGUAAGGAUAAAACCGUAUUAAAUCUGGAAGCCAAAGAGAAACCAGAAACAAUAGAAGAACAUAAAAAAGAACGUGCUUCAGGAGACUCUGCGGUUUCCCCUCUUCCUGUAACCACUGUGAAAUCAGUUAACUUUAGACAAAGUGACAACACUUCUGCUAAUGAGAAGGAGGUUGAGGCAGAAUUUCUCAGAUUAUCUUUGGGAUUUAAGUGUGACUGGUUUACCUUGGAGAAGAGAGUGAAGCUUGAAGAGAGGUCCCGUGACUUGGCAGAAGAAAAUUUGAAGAAAGAAAUAACUAACUGUUUAAAACUAUUAGAGUCUUUAACACCUCUGUGUGAAGAUGACAACCAGGCACAGGAAAUCAUUAAGAAGCUGGAGAAGAGUAUAAAGUUUCUUAGCCAGUGCACAGCUCGAGUGGCCAGUAGGGCUGAGAUGUUGGGAGCCAUCAACCAGGAAAGCCGGGUUAGUAAAGCAGUUGAAGUGAUGAUUCAGCAUGUAGAAAACUUGAAGAGGAUGUAUGCCAAAGAGCAUGCUGAAUUAGAAGAACUCAAACAGGUCCUUCUGCAGAAUGAACGGUCUUUCAAUCCUCUUGAAGAUGACGAUGACUGCCAAAUUAAAAAACGUUCAGCUUCUCUAAACUCCAAGCCAUCUUCUCUUCGAAGAGUGACUAUUGCCUCUUUACCCAGAAAUAUUGGAACUGCAGGAAUGGUGGCUGGGAUGGAAAAUAAUGACCGAUUCAGUAGGAGGUCAAGCAGUUGGCGUAUUUUGGGGUCAAAGCAGAGUGAACACCGUCCCUCAUUACCUCGAUUUAUUAGCACCUAUUCCUGGGCAGAUGCUGAAGAAGAAAAAUGUGAACUAAAAACUAAAGAUGACUCAGAGCCACAUGGAGAAGAAAUAGUAGAAAGGACAAGGAAGCCAAGUCUUUCUGAAAAGAAAAAUCAUCCAUCAAGGCAGGAUGUCUCUUCAGUUUAUGACACGAUAGCUUCCUGGGCAACACAUCUCAAGUCUUCCAUCAGAAAGGCUAAUAAGGCUGUCUGGCUUUCUCUUGCAUUCAUUGUACUGUUUGCAGCUUUGAUGAGCUUCCUCACAGGCCGAUUCUUCCAGAAGUCUGUGGAUGCCGCUCCCACACAGGAAGAGGACUCGUGGACGUCCCUAGAACAUAUCUUGUGGCCAUUUACCAGACUCCGACACAAUGGGCCACCACCAGUGUGACAGCAGAACAUCCUAAUAAAUGGAUCUUGAUUUUGAAGUUUGAGUAUCUGAACUUUGUAAAAUUAGUAGCUUUUAGCUGGGAAAGUAAAGCCUGAAACCAGAGGUUCUCAGAAUGACUGUAAGAAAGCUUACAUUUCCUCUUUUUGCCUUUAUCUCCCCAACUAAAAUACAACAGGGAAGAAGUCUAUGAUCUUUGAAUGAGAUUUUUAAGGAAGAAAUAUUAUAUAUUGUUUGUUAAAUUUUACUGAAAUAAAGAAUCAUUUAAAUCUUCA